AGUCAUUAUCAUUGACGGUCGAACUCAUGUCGUUUUGAAAGGGACCGCUGUACAAUGGCUACAGUCGUCUCAGGGAACUCAUGCUCAUGUUGGGAAUGAAAACGAAGGUUUCUGUUUACUUAUAAAAAAUUUAUAAGUGUUGGAAAGAAAAUGUGGGUUUUUACUAUUGAACGGCUAAGAUGAUGAAUGAAGCAAGAAGUCAAAACCAUCAAACGACGUGGGAAGCGAAUGCCACGUAAAGUUAAGCUUGUUAACUUGCAUCUAUUUUUUUGGAAUGCUGCAAACAUCGACUACUCAUGGAAAAAGUCCAUCAGAGUACGAACGAAAAUCGACGACGUUUAGCUUCUCUGGAGUUUUGAAUUCGCUUGGGACGGUUGAUAAACUUCCAGAAUAUCAAUUUCGAUGGAAUUCUAACGAAGAAGUAUUUGUUAUUCUUACAAGCUUGGAACAUCACAAUAACUGGCUUCAAAAUGAGGUUAAAAUAAGGCCUCCAAAUGGCUCAAUUUUAUUAUACAACAGAAGUAACUUAAAGACGAAAUCCUAUCAAAAUGACAAAUACUUUUGGAAAACUAGAAAAAAUAGCAAGUCUUCAGCUAGAGUUGAUCAUUCAAGUCUUCGUAUUCGAGGCAUUGAGUGUAUUUAUUGUUCAUAUGUGCAUUCAGCACUGGUUCCCACCUUUCAUCGACGGUGCUAUUGGUUAUUAGAGAAUCCUGACAUUGUUCUUGUUCAUUAUCUCAAUAUACCUGAUAAAAAUAUAACUUUUGACAAUCUUGUUGUGUCUUUGCUACCUUACAAAGCAUUGAGUGAUCAAGAAUUGAAGAGUCAAUUGCAACCAAUUAUGGCUGUCAGAGGAGAUGUGGAAACUAAUCCUAUUACUGUUUUGUUUGAUGUGAAUAAGCUUGUAGCAUCGGUGAAAAACUAUAAAGAGCGAAAAACGAAAACAAGACGGACACAUAAAAAGGUGUCGGGAAACACUACGAAGAAAGAGUCGGCGUCUUUGACAGCAACUCGUUCAUUCCAUGAUUCUCCUCAAUUAAACAAAUGUGCUAAAUGUGACAGCUGCUACGCAGAGACUAAUUCCGUGUAUACGACGACUAAUUAUCCGCGAACCAAUGUAGCAGUUACUAUAAACAAACAGACUUCACGUGUAAAAUCACGUGAAGCAAAUCGUUCAAUUGACACAUUUUUGGAGCCAACAUCACGUAUUUCCGGCCAAGAAAAAUCAUUUUCUGAAAGACAGACUUUUCAUCAACAAAAUUCUUCAUUUGUUGACGAUAGUGCUGUGAUCGUAGAUCAAAGAGACUGCUUGCCUAACUCUGAAACUGAGUCACAUUCCAUGCAUAAGUAUCAAGAGGUUCUUGCUCUGCAGUCGUCUGGAAACAUAUGUACAGAAGAUCGCUUUCCUCGUUCUGACUACAACCUACCCCGAAAGCAAAUAAUAAGCACGUCCAGUAACAUACAUUGCCAUGAGAUUGGCCAAAAUCUCUUGAUAAAUUACCCUGUGACACGCGAUCAAAGCUUAUUGACGAACAAUAACGAAAAUUGUUCUUUACAAUUCGAUCAUGGCCCGUGCUGUUUUUAUUCCAGUAGUGAUCAAGCAUCUUCGGAAGCAAACACCGUUAUGUUGAAUGAUGAUUCAAUUGUAUUCGAUUACGAUGGAAUGAAUUUGAUUCAAAGCAACGAAGGUCGUAGCGAAUUUGAUGAUAAAUUAUUGAUAAGCGCUAACGAUGCUAAUAUAUUUGAAAAUGAAUUUCUGAACUUCGCACCUGCUAAUCUUCCAGAGCUUGAAGCUCACUUAAAAAAUAACCUUACCGUGAUCUCAUGUUCUUCGUCAUCAAAUACGUUUUCUUCGCCUGUCAUAUCACGUGACCUUAUCACCGCCUGCAACACUCCUCAAUUCCCAGCUCGAAAUAAUACAAUAUCACAAGGUUCUGCAAAAAAUUCAACUCUCUGCAGCAGUGAUGUUGUGGGCAGAACUGUUUGUAGUCCCACUGAAGUUAUAUCAACUGACUGUCAGGCAUUCGGCAAUUUUAUGAGUCCCAGUCCCCCUUCGCUAUUAAAUUUCACGGAAGUAGAGGAUAGUUUUGCUACUGAUGUUCAUCAAUGUACCUCUACAGCUCUUGGCAAUGAUCGUGGAAGAAAGGAAGAAUGUGUUUCAAAAGUUAAUUCUUGUGUUGACGGAACAAAUGAAGUCCCAUGCUCGUCUCACAAUGAUCUCAUUCACACCUCUCUUGAUACUGUCACAUUGAACUUGGACGAUUCACUGAUAAAAAACGAUGCGUCUUUGCCAAGCCCUGGUGAGUUUUCAAAUGCAAAUAACGUAAAUUCAUCCCAACUUGGUGAAGACCUUGCAAAAUCUUCUGUUCCAAAUUUUUCACAAAAUCUAAUUGCUGACUAUUCUCCGGAUUGGUCGUAUUGCGAAGGCGAAAGUAAAGUUUUAAUUUUGGGUGAUUGGUCUCAUGAAAAUGGCACAUAUUCCUGUCUAUUUGACGGUUGUUUUGUAGCAGCAACUAAAAUCCAGUCUGGUGUCUUGCGUUGCUUCUGUCCACCGCAUGAACCUGGACUUGUGUCUCUUCAAGUCGCGUGGAAUGGCAUCAUCAUCAGUAACACUUGUGUAUUUGAAUAUAGGCUGCGCGAAAGUGCCUCAACAUCCGCCUCUGAUUGGUUGACUUUAGGUGAAGAAAAUUUAACAAAGACGAUACUCAAGCAGAUUGAGAGACUUGAAAAGAUGUUGGGGAUAGUUGGUGAUGUUGAUGGAGAAGUGGUGAUGAAAAAAGAUGUAACGUAUGAAGAUAGGUUGUUUGAAAUAUGUCGUGCGCUUCUUGGAAAACCAGAGGCUAGGAAGCUUUCUGAUUUACCUAACGAUGGAAUAACAUUAUUACAUCUUGCUGCUGGUCUUGGAUAUACAAAACUUAUACACUUCCUCCGAACUUAUUCAUCGUCCCAGCUGGCGGUAAAUGCAGGAACCACUCACAAGUCUACAAUGUUUAAUAGAAAUAUUACCGAGUGGUCACCCACCACUACAGAUUCUUUUGGCCGAAUACCGUUGAUGUGGGCUUGCGCUCGUGGUCAUGAAGAUGCAGCUUUGGUGCUGCUAGAAUGGGAACCGUCUUCUUAUGCUAUAUGUGAUCAGUUUGGCUGGUCUGCUAAAACGAUCACAGAGAAACUGGGCAACAUUGCUUUGGUGGAGAAAAUGAAUACAUUUAUGUGUAAAAAAGACAUGAAUUCACUAAUUACGGAGAACUCGCCCCAGUCCCCCUGGAGCUCCUACGUCAAUCGCUCGGUCUCACCAAACGAGCAAACGCCUCUGUCGCCAAUGUCCACUGAUUCAUUGACAUGUGAACGUGUUGAUGGAGUAUCUGAGAAUACAGAGGGAUUUGAAGCAGCCAAUGUGACAUCAGACGAUCGACCUAAUACCCUCGGCAAAGUUCUAGUUGAAAUUCGCACCCUUAUUGAACAGGCUGAAGAAAGGUCAAGAUCUCCUCCCCAGACCUCUACCAAAUCUGCACCUUAUUCACUUACCUUUUCCCACUUCCCCGAUGUACAACAAGAUGAGCACAAUCAAGACAAAUGUAUUGCUUCAGAUGCAGAAUUUAGGCACCAUGUGCAACAUCUCGAUACUCUUUCAAUAGACUCAUCCCCAGUACUUACGCCGUCUUGUCAUUCACCUGUUUCUCCAGUUAUGAAGAGCUCAUCUUCAUCAACUGGGACAGAUACCUCUGAAUUCGAAGAGUUCUUAAGUAAACCCCGACAUUUCCUUGAAAGAGAUUUCUCCGAGUUAACUCUAACUGAUGUCGAACAAAAAGAACUUUUGCAAGCAGCCAAAGUUAUUCAAAAUGCUUAUAGACAGUUCAAGAUUCGUAAGAAACAACACAUUGACGAGUUAGAAGCGGCUGUUCUCAUUCAAAGUUAUUAUCGUCGUUAUAAACAGUUUGCCUUGUAUAAAAAAAUGACGAAAGCGGCAGUUUUCAUUCAGAACAGUUAUCGCGCCCGCAAAGAACACGAGCAAUUUAAACGUAGUCGACAUGCAGCAUCCGUCAUACAAACGUAUUUUAGAGAUUAUCGUAAGAGAAAGCAGAGACAUGCAGAAGAAGAUUCGCCUUUCAAGAGACUGGAAACUAAAUAUAGAAAAUCAUCCUCCAAUAGUUAGGCGUCAUUUGUGAAAUAUUUCAAUCAUGAAAAAGAUGUGUUGCUUACAAUGUUUCAGACCUGUGUGUACAAAAAUUAAGUAUGUUAAAUAUUUCUUUGAAAUGUAGGUAUUUCUAUGCUUAUCUAUUUAUAUAUUUAUCAAAUAAUUUAAUGUACAUAUCGACUUUAUUGGUAUUGUAUAUGGUACAGAUAUUUGUGUUGACAUAAAUUUAUUUAUUGUGUGAAUAGUAAUUAUUCUAAAAUAAUUAUUGAGGUAUAUUACUUCAUUAAACAUUUAACUUGUGUGUUGCUAA
Molecule: messenger RNA, 4442 nt
Organism: Xenia sp. Carnegie-2017
Lineage: Eukaryota; Metazoa; Cnidaria; Anthozoa; Malacalcyonacea; Xeniidae
Product: calmodulin-binding transcription activator 1-like
Exons: 14
Coding region: 275-4150 (1291 amino acids)
Biological process (GO): regulation of transcription by RNA polymerase II
Cellular component (GO): nucleus
Molecular function (GO): protein binding; double-stranded DNA binding; transcription coregulator activity
Source: RefSeq, a predicted model, not a curated record